Microcebus murinus (gray mouse lemur) is the source of this 2971-nucleotide messenger RNA. NCBI's taxonomy places the organism in Eukaryota, Metazoa, Chordata, Mammalia, Primates, Cheirogaleidae. The record is from RefSeq and is a predicted model, not a curated record.
UGUAACAAGAACAUCAACAAGAUUUUCACAAACCAUAUGCUUACAUAUGUUUCACAAGGCCCCCGGCUCAAAACUAGCAUGAGUUAAAUACAACUCACAUGGCAGUUAAUGUGUUAAUGAGGAUACAAUGUGAACAUCUGAUUUAGAAUACGCAAGAAAACUGUCCAGUUUUCCUGAACUUGUCUGUCCAGUGUUUUCUACUCUGCUUUGGGGAUUUUGGAUUAAUGCAGAGAAGAAGUUCAAACAGAUUGAUCCUUUUCUUUCUCCUCUAAGUUUGCUUGUUCCCUAUUUUAGGGGCUGUGUUAGGGUAUAACUGUUUCCAUCUUACAGGAAGGAAUUUCAAACCUUCUUCCCUUCAGACUUUCCAGACAUUAAAUAGAGCUGGCGAUAAUGUCAGCCCAAGUUAUUGUUUAAACGGAAGUGGAUAAUAUCCAGCCAGGGAAGCUGGAAAUAGGAUUGCAGUAUUACUUCUGAAAGGAACAAUUUAAUAUACUCUUGGAAAAUUAGAGUGGAUCAAACAUCUUGGCAAAUUAAAUGAUAUUAAUCACUCUUUAUUUACUUAAUUUUUAUUGCUUGCCAUUAUACACUGAGAUUCUGGCUCUAUAAAAUAUGAAUCUAAGAUGCUUCACCAUUUGUGAAGCUUCAAAGAGCACAUGUACUUAUUGCUUCUGUAGCCUUUUCUUUUCCAUUUUUUACAUAAAAAUAUGCACUUUUAAAAACACCAUUAUGCACUUAGUAUGCAGUUGCUUGGGAUCUUAAGGUAAAUUUUCAUUGAUACCUUUUCUACUCCUUUAUGAUAAAAAACAUUCUAAAUGUUUUAACUUGGUCACACAUAAAUGCUGCUUACUAACAUUUACCAUUUCAUAGAAAGUGCUGAAAGAACUUUUAAAUGCCUAAAGGAUAAUUUCGCCCUUGAAGACUCCUUAAGAAUUACAGGAAUAGAAGAGGUCUGGUUCACUGCGUCUGUCCAGCCCUGGCUGUUUCUUAGAGGACUUCAUGCAUUCACUCUCAGACCACAAAUCCUAGAGCUAGAUGUUAUGUGACUGGAAUUCUGCUUCUACAGACGCUGCACGAAUCAGAGUUAUAAACUCAGGAUCUCAGAAUGAGUAGUGUUUGGAUAAGUAGAUAACAACAUACUCAGUGUUCAUACACAAGCCUUUACAAACCCUUCUUUCAUCUGUGGCUCUCAAUGUCUGCUUCACUCCAAAACAGUGAUUUCCUAAAUACAGCUGAAUGCCUAGAUUUAAUAUAGUUUAUUCUCCAAAGAAGCCAUUACUUAGAACAGCCUCACAGACAUCAAGAUUGUUGCAGUUCAAUCACCAAGACGUGCCGUAGAAGUUUACUGUCUUUCAUGAUAUGGAAAAAAAAAUUUUUUUGUUUGGCAUGAAAUCAUCUCUCACAUUUCCUCCUAAGUCAUUCUCUGACUACCUGGUGCCAUUUCACUGGGCCUCUUCUAAACCACAUACCUUCUGUCCCUGUGUGCAGCUGCUGUUAGGAGAUGGCUGCUCCCUUAAUAGACUCUUCUUUGCAGAUGUGUGUAAUGUGGAUCACCAGAACAAAGCGGGGUAUACCCCCAUCAUGCUGGCGGCCCUUGCUGCCGUGGAGGCAGAAAAGGACAUGCGGGUUGUGGAAGAACUCUUCGGCUGUGGGGACGUCAACGCCAAAGCCAGUCAGGCAGGGCAGACGGCCCUCAUGCUGGCAGUCAGUCACGGGCGGAUAGACAUGGUGAAAGGCCUGCUGGCCUGCGGGGCUGAUGUCAACAUCCAGGACGACGAGGGCUCCACAGCCCUCAUGUGUGCCAGCGAGCACGGGCACGUGGAGAUCGUGAAGCUGCUGCUGGCCCAGCCAGGCUGCAAUGGCCACCUGGAGGACAACGAUGGCAGCACCGCGCUCUCAAUAGCCCUGGAAGCAGGACACAAGGACAUCGCUGUUCUCCUCUAUGCCCACGUCAACUUCGCAAAAGCCCAGUCUCCGGGCACGCCUAGGCUUGGAAGGAAGACGUCUCCAGGUCCCACCCACCGAGGUUCAUUUGAAUGAUUACGUGCAAAUCGGUCUCCAUUUACACGCCACCAUUAAGCUGCUAAUUGUUCCUCUUGGGUUGACAGAUACUGAAUGUAUAUGUAUUGUGCCUGAGCUCACCAGCAAACAGAAGCAUAAAGCUGAGGGCUAAAGGCUGAAGCUUUCACAGUGCAGAGACUGCUGGCCUGGGCACGCCUCCUUUCUGGCCAUCUUCUCUCUGUGUAGGGCACACUUUAAUCCAGUCUCUGUUGCUGUCAAGUCUCUGCUCCGUUAUGUACAGUCGUGGGAAAUUGUAACCUGACCUGAAUGGGCACCUUCUGUUCACUUCUCUCCACUCCCCCACCACCACUAAGAAGUGUCAGGUUCUCACUGACAUCGUGUUUUAAAAUUUUUCCACAAAUAUUUACUAAAUGUGGAAUCAUUAGAAAUCUCUUCCAAAAUUCCAUUCCAAGGUGAUGUUCCUUUUGUCUGUAUUCUUUUAAAGUAAGGAAGUUGCGAUGACUUUGACUAUCAGCAACUUGGGCUGGUAGUUUCUGAUUUAAAAAUAGAAGAUGGAAUUCUCAAAGUAUAGAACUUAUAAAAGGAAGUAUUUUUUAAUUGGUUUUAUCUAGGUGGAUGUAUUAUACGACUUUUUAUAUAAAAGGUGUCUAUGAAAUUGACAGUUAUUUUCAACUUUUAUAUUCUAUAGUAAUUAAAGACAUGAAGAAACUAUAUGUAACAUUACCAUAUUUUUAUUAAUAAUGGCACAACUAUGUAUCUAUUGAUAAAAGUUGGAUUGUGUUAGAGGAAUUGGCUAUUAUUUGCCUCUAGAGAAACAUAGUAUAUAGUUCUUUGUAUUUAUGGAUUGAUUCCUUCAUACCAGGUCACAUUUACUUUGGUCCUAUAUGUAUUUAAAUGUUUGAAGUGCCUUAGACUCUUGCCAUAUUUCCAAAAUAAAAUUUCAUUAAGCUUU